This is a messenger RNA of Prorocentrum cordatum, 1080 nucleotides long. NCBI's taxonomy places the organism in Eukaryota, Dinophyceae, Prorocentrales, Prorocentraceae. The record is from the annotation of a GenBank genome assembly.
GGAAUCUGCUUAUCAAGGUCACAGUUCGUCGCUAAUCGUCGCGGUCGCAGCCGAGUUGGUCCAAGGUCGCAGGCUCGGUUCGUUUUGACGACGACUCGGUGGCUCUAGACAGCUGUAGCGCAAUGGGAGACGAGGGGGAGCUUGAGUUUGAUUUUGGCAAGAAGAAGAAGCCGAAAAAGGAGAAGAAGGAGAAGAAGGAGAAAGCGGACGAGGACGAUCAAGAAGUCCAGCUGAUCAGCGUGGACUGGUCGAAAGGCCCGGAGUAUACCUAUCAGGAGAUGCUCACGCGGCUGUACGAGGUCGUCGAGAACAGGUGCCCGACGUUGGGCGUAGCGAAGAAGCACGUGUUGAAGCCUCCGCAGGUGGUGCGUGUUGGCUCCAAGAGGGUGGCUUGGGUAAACUUUGCUGAGAUUUGUCAGAUGAUCAAGCGGCCAUCUGAUCAUGUGGUGUCGUUCGUGCUCGCGGAAUUUGGCACGGAGGGCUCAGUGGCGGGGUCGGCGACUGCGCGCGCGGAGGGAGCCGGCGCUGACGGUCAGUUGAUUUUGAAGGGCCGGUACUUGCCGAAGCACCUGGAGAGCGUGUUGCGAAAGUACAUCAAGGACUAUGUGACCUGCCACAUGUGCAAGGGUGCUGACACCGAGCUGGGCAAGGACUCCUCGACGCGGCUGUGGACCGUGAAGUGCAACGUCUGCGGCGCAGACCGAACGACAACGUCAAUCAAAUCUGGUUAUCACGCCGUGACGAAGAGCGACCGCAAGGCAGCCAAGCAGGCCAAGGCUUGACCGACCAAUGGCCGACUGUAGACAUGACGACCUGCGCAAGGCUGCCGAGCUGUCCCUGCCUAUUCCGUGAGCCUCGGAGUUCAGCGUGUUGUUAGACCGUAUCCAUUUCUCUUCUCCCUCAUUUCGCUAUUCUUGGAACCCUUGCGGGUCCUGGCCGAGCGAGAGAGAGAGGCAUACCGUAAGUAUACGCAUCGAGUCUGGCAAAACGUGUUGCAACCGUCACUGGGAAGCGGGUUCGCGUGGGGCCCAGCCUUCCUUGCCUCCCUCCAUCCUGCCCCGCCCCGCCGUCCCUCUUUCU